UACAGGAAAGGAAAAAUGCAAAAUGGCGCCAUUCUUCGCCGUAGAAGCACAUUUCGUAUUAGCUCAAGGAAAGUUGUGUCAACUUUGUGUGUAUCGUAGGCAGCUCCAACACACGUUGAACUAGUAGAAAGUUUUCCUUGAUAUCACUUGUUGUUGAGCAACCAAGAGUUGCUUUUGCCAAAAUACCGAAAAGUAGAGAAAAGCUUGGUUAAAAUGACGUUUUAAGCUUGAAACCUGCCUCUGCAGAGUGUUUGGGCUGACAUACAAAACUUACUGGAGGUUCCUAGUUUUGCUGGAGGACGGGAGGAUAUUAAAAUAUUCUUAUAGGAUGGGAAUGGAAUGGAAUGGAUGGAUAUGGGAUUGGAAUACCUCCCGAUGGCUUAUCUCAGUGGGAGCAACCUGCUGGUUUCUGUCAAUUGGCAUCACCAGUUUUACUUCAAGAAAAAGAGAAUGAUAAACAUAAAAUUCGUAGCUACGGAGCAGCCACCCAAGUCUCCUAAACAGUUUGCCAGUAUUUUGCGCACUAGUUUGCAACAAUGUCUUCACCAUCGUCAUAACAGAAUUCUAGUAGAUGUGGAAGAUAGUGUUUCACUAGACGUAGAAAAGUCUAAUGCAAGAGAUAAAACCAAAAGGGAAUUGGCUAGACUAUUGAUUGAGAUGUUCUACGGGACUCAUAUUCCGGUAAAGGUUGCUUUUUGUAACACCAAGGAAUUGCAAGUUGCACAAACAACUUGGGGUUUGUCAACACAAUGGGUUGCUUAUUGCCUUCUAGAGAAAGUGGGAAAGCGUGGGUUUCAAGAAGAAGAGUUCGGAAGAAAUGUUGCCGAGGAACAUAUUAUAAUAUGUGUCGAUCCUAAACCACAGCAACUUUCUUGUUUGGAGAGUUAUCUAACUGGACCAGGCCAAGUUGUUGUGUUGGUGAAUCCACGAAGAAUACAGCAACAAGCAGAGUUGUUAUCCUCGUUGAACCUCAUAUUGAAACGAUACACAGCAGCGCUUGUUUUGAGAAAAUAUACUAUACGGGGGGAGCGCUGUUUACUGUAUAAUAGAUUUCCUAAUAGUUGGUGCCUAUUUUCUUUCCAAAGUAGGCAAAAACGACUACUUUACAAAUCCAAAAAUUUGCCGGCAGAUGAACAAAGUUUGUUUGCCUCACCACCACCAGUCAAUAAUAAACCCAUUUGGCAUUGGCCUUGGGAUAAUUCUUCUUCUUGGUGGUUCAUGAAAGACUUCACCCCAACGACCCCAGAUAAAAGGAAAACUCAACGCCAAAAGAAUUCAGUAGUUGAGAAUAAGAAGCUGUCUUCUGUUGCUGUUGCUCCAACCAGUUCCAGUCCUGCUAGCAGAGAAGUUUUGUUACAAGCUGUGGAGAAACGGUUGAAGGAGCAGCAGUUGAGAGGUACUCCGUCUGGUGGAAAGUCACGAACUUUGCGAAAUACAAAUUCUUUGAGAGACUCCGAUGGUCCCGAUAUUAAGGAUUGGCUCAAUUAAACAAAAGCUCCACUCUUGUAGUCAAAAACAC
This is a messenger RNA of Galdieria sulphuraria, 1519 nucleotides long. RefSeq lists its product as hypothetical. The transcript has 6 exons. Lineage: Eukaryota; Rhodophyta; Bangiophyceae; Galdieriales; Galdieriaceae. Bases 340 to 1488 code for a protein of 382 amino acids. The record is from RefSeq and is a predicted model, not a curated record.